Molecule: messenger RNA, 1238 nt
Organism: Eucalyptus grandis
Lineage: Eukaryota; Viridiplantae; Streptophyta; Magnoliopsida; Myrtales; Myrtaceae
Product: serine/arginine-rich splicing factor SC35
Exons: 7
Coding region: 138-893 (251 amino acids)
Molecular function (GO): RNA binding
Source: RefSeq, a predicted model, not a curated record
UCGGGUCUUCCCUUAUCUUGCUCUCGAAGUCGGCGGAACCCUUCGGACGCUCGACAAAGCUAAAGCCCCAGCGGAGCAUCUCUCUCUCUAUCUCUCGCCGGAGGAGGAGAAGAAGAAGCAGCAGCGGCGGCGCGCAGAUGUCGCAUUUCGGAAGAUCAGGGCCGCCGGACAUCGCCGACACUUACUCGCUCCUCAUCCUCAACAUCUCCUUCCGGACCAGCGCCGACGACCUCUUCCCUCUCUUCGACAAGUACGGCAAGGUCGUCGACGUGUUCAUUCCCAGGGACCGGAGGACUGGGGAAUCGAGAGGGUUCGCGUUCGUGAGGUACAAGUACGCGGACGAGGCGCAGAAGGCGGUGGACAAGCUCGAUGGGAGAGUCGUGGAUGGGAGAGAGAUUGGGGUUCAGUUCGCCAAGUACGGUCCCAAUGCCGAGAGAAUUGAUAAGGGGAAGAUUGCUGAACCGGUUUCAAAGAUGAGAAGGCGGUCGAGAAGUCGCAGUCCUCGUCCAAGGUACAGAGAUGAAUAUAGAGACCGUGAUUACAGGAGGAGAAGUCGCAGUAGAAGCGGCGGACGAUAUGAUCGCGACAAGUACAGAGACGGGGGAAGGAGUUACCGUCACCGAAGUAGGAGCUAUAGCCCAAGUCCUGAUCGUCGCAGAGACCGAAGGGCACCCAAACAUGAUGAUGAGGACCGAAGUCGGAGUGGAUCAUACACAAGUUCAUCCCGGAGCCCGCAGAAAGCCAAAUAUGAGAGGAGUCGCUCUCCAAAUCAGAGACCUUCUGCACUUGAAAGUCCUGAUGUACGAAAUGGUGAAAGAGAUUCUCAGCUCCAAAGAGAUGUGCCCAGUGGACGUCCUGCCAAUUCCGCUGGUGCAUCUCCACGUAGUCCAUAGAUCGAGUGGUAAAAUGACGUGAAUGGAUUUUGUCUCACUCUAUCGCAACUAUUUGAUCCUUAUGUCUCUGUUUUUUCAUGUUGCCUUUUUAGGAAAGAUGAGUGCCCCAGGUCGUGGGAGUCAUUUUUGCUCAACAAACAAUUAUACUUUAUCCUGAGUUGCUCUUGAUUGGGUGGACAGAUGCUUCGUUGCGUGCAGUGAUUUAGAUGUUAAUCCUAGGUUUGGUCGGGCGUGAUGUUUUCCUUCUUUGAAGGCAGCUAGUCCGUCUUUUCUGACUUUGGUGGUCAUUGUGAUACUCUGAUCUUAUUCUUGUGCUAUAAUGUGCAUUCAUGAAGUCCAUUUAAA